Thamnophis elegans (Western terrestrial garter snake) is the source of this 3622-nucleotide messenger RNA. RefSeq names its product dishevelled segment polarity protein 3 (gene DVL3). Gene Ontology annotation, molecular function: frizzled binding. Gene Ontology annotation, cellular component: cytosol. Gene Ontology annotation, biological process: canonical Wnt signaling pathway; intracellular signal transduction. NCBI's taxonomy places the organism in Eukaryota, Metazoa, Chordata, Lepidosauria, Squamata, Natricidae. The transcript has 16 exons. The coding region runs from base 67 to 2250 and encodes 727 amino acids. The record is from RefSeq and is a predicted model, not a curated record.
GGGGCGGCGGGCGGUCGGGCGGCGCUGGCAGCCGGUGCGAGGCGAAGGGGACGAGGAGGCCGGGCCAUGGCGGCGCCGGAGACCAAGAUCAUCUACCACCUGGACGACCAGGAGACGCCUUACCUGGUCAAGCUGCCGCUGCCGGCCGAGCGGGUCACGCUGGGCGACUUCAAGGCGCUGCUCAACCGGCCCAACUACAAGUUCUACUUCAAGUCCAUGGACGAUGAUUUCGGGGUGGUGAAAGAGGAAAUUUCGGACGAUAACGCAAAGCUUCCCUGCUUCAACGGGCGAGUGGUGUCGUGGCUCGUGUCUGCCGAGGGAUCUCAUUCGGACGCUGGGUCCGUAUGUGCCGAAAGCCAGCCGGAACUGCCACCCUCCAUUGAGAGAACUGGAGGCAUCGGAGAUUCCAGGCCUCCUUCGUUUCACCCAAAUAGUGGAGGAAGCCGAGAGAACUUGGACAAUGAGACAGAGACGGACUCUGUGGUGUCAGUUCAGAGGGAACGGCCCCGCAGGAAGGAGGGUCCUGAGCACGCCCCCAGGGUGAACGGGAUGACCAAGGGGGACCGGCGGCGGGAACUAGGGGGCUAUGAAAGCUCCUCCACCCUGAUGAGUAGUGAACUGGAGACCACCAGCUUCUUCGAUUCUGAUGAGGAUGAUUCCACCAGCAGGUUCAGCAGCUCUACAGAACAAAGCAGCGCCUCGCGCCUCAUGAGGCGACACAAACGGCGUCGGCGGAAACAGAAAGUAGCCCGAAUUGAGAGGUCUUCGUCUUUUAGCAGCAUCACCGAUUCCACCAUGUCGCUGAAUAUCAUCACCGUUACGCUCAACAUGGAAAAAUACAACUUCCUGGGCAUCUCCAUCGUUGGGCAAAGCAAUGAACGUGGCGAUGGGGGCAUCUACAUUGGCUCCAUUAUGAAGGGAGGCGCUGUGGCGGCUGAUGGAAGAAUUGAACCCGGAGACAUGCUGCUGCAGGUGAAUGAUACCAACUUCGAGAACAUGAGCAACGACGAUGCUGUGCGAGUGCUGAGAGAAAUUGUGCACAAACCGGGGCCCAUCACGUUGACCGUCGCCAAGUGCUGGGAUCCGAGUCCCAGAGGCUGCUUCUCGUUACCCAGGAUUGCUCCCCAGCGAAUCUGGGCUGGGCCAGACUCUCCGUGCUCCGAUCCGGGUGAGCCUAUCCGACCCAUCGACCCGGCGGCUUGGGUGUCCCACACCGCGGCGAUGACCGGCACCUUCCCUGCGUACGGUAUGAGCCCAUCCAUGAGCACAAUCACUUCCACCAGCUCUUCCAUCACCAGCUCCAUCCCAGAAACGGAACGUCUCGAUGACUUCCAUCUCUCCAUCCAUAGCGACAUGGCCACCAUCGUCAAAGCCAUGGCCUCGCCAGAGUCGGGCUUGGAGGUGCGCGACCGCAUGUGGCUGAAGAUCACCAUUCCCAGUGCCUUCAUUGGUUCGGAUGUGGUCGAUUGGCUGUACCAUCACGUGGAGGGAUUUACGGACCGGCGAGAAUCCCGCAAGUACGCCAGCAACCUGCUGAAGGCUGGUUAUAUCCGACACACAGUCAACAAAAUCACCUUCUCGGAGCAGUGCUACUACAUCUUCGGAGACCUCUGUGGAAACAUGGCCAACCUAUCGUUGCAUGACCACGAUGGAUCCAGCGGGGCCUCUGACCAAGAUACGCUGGCCCCGUUACCUCACCCAGGGGCAGCCCCCUGGCCCCUAGCUUUUCCUUACCAGUAUCCACCUCCACACCCCUACAACCCCCACCCCGGCUUCCCUGAGCCGGGUUACAGCUACGGAGGGGGCAGCGCAGGGAGUCAGCACAGUGAAGGAAGCCGCAGCAGCGGUUCAAACCGCAGUGGCAGCGAGAGACGGAAGGACCGAGACCCCAAAGCCGGGGAGUCCAAGUCGGGUGGUAGCGGCAGCGAAUCGGACCACACCAGCCGUAGCAGCAUUCGGCGGGAGCGAGCGGCCAGCGAAUGCUCCGUGCCGGGCAGCCAACGUAGCCAUCACUCCAUGGCUCACAGCGUGCGCAGCCACCACAGCCAGCAGUCUUAUGGCCCUCCCGGCCUCCCACCUCUCUACAGCCCUCCCAUGCUCCUGAUGCCGCCACCCCCUUCUGCCCUGGGACCUCCUGGGGCUCCCCCGGGCCGAGAUCUGGCCUCGGUGCCCCCUGAACUGACCGCCAGUAGACAGUCAUUCCGAAUGGCCAUGGGCAACCCUAGUGAGUUUUUUGUGGAUGUAAUGUGAAGAUCCCGCCCCCCCCUCCCUCUGCCUUUCUGGGCUGCCCCCCUCCCCUGGUUGGUUUGUCUCCUAGAAAGAGCACACUCGGUGUGAGAUGCAUCUCUUGUCUGUCUCUCUCUCUCUCUGUCUGUCUCCAUCUCUCUUUCUCUGUUUUGUUUUUUUGACUAGGCUUUUAUGAAAAGGGGUUGAGGAAAUCAAAUGAACUAAACCAGUGGUCCCCAACCUUUAUGGCUUGGAGGGGAGGAGAGGGGAACUGGCUCACCGCUACUGCAACUCGAGCCAGCCAGCCACUUGUGUGACCUGGUUCUGGACAGGCCACAGCCCGGGGUGGGGUGGGGUUGGGGACUCCUGAACUAAACUGUUUGAUUCUAAUCUUUCCCGCAAGUGUCUCCAGCAGCUUCUCCCGAGCACCACCCUCCCCAUAUUGUGAUUGCAGAACAGCCCUAACCCAGCUUGUAUUUUUACCUGUUAACCUGCACGCUAAUCCAUUAAUCUGCACCCAUCCGGGACCUCUGCUGCUCGCCCAUUGUUGUUGUUUUUUCCACGCCACCAGCCCUAAACACCUGCCCUCUUUCUCCUCCUUGCCCCUCUUGUGUUCCUCUCUGCCGAGCAGCCAAGAAUUAUGGGGUCUUUGACUUCCUUUGAGUUGGCCAGCCGUGGUUGGGGAGAGCGGUGGUGGUUUGGUUCCUCCUACCUCCAGGAGAGGAAGACCCAGAGCCUUUUCAGCCUGCUUAGGGGGCAGAAGAUGACUUCUUGGUUGGGAGAUGUCCUUCCUUUACCCAUCAGCCCGGAAGGGAAGCAGGGCUGAGCUCCUCUUCAGCAGCAGCCUGGCCUUCACCCAUGAGACUCUUGAGAUGGACCUGCUUCAUGGUGGCGCCUUCCCCUUCACCGCUGAAUCCUCAAACCAGGACGAAGGUUUUCCUGGGGAAAACGCGGGAGGCUAAACUUGGUUUUUGGAUGCCUGAUAUCUGGAAGAAAUCCAGGAUGAGAUGGCCAGGAUGCUGUCUCCACUCUAAGGCUAGAUUUUUCAUGAUAUCCAAAACUUUUUUCCUUCUGAAAAAAAUAAAACUUGAGUAAAUGCAAAGAAGACUCUUCUCAAAACCCCAGGAUUGCUUGCUUGCUUUUUGGAACACCAGUGAUGAUCAUAAAUCACAUUUGGGUUUCACGCAUCUGUAGAUUCCCCUCCCCCCCUUGCUACCAUUUUCUCCACAAACUUAGUCUUCCAUCUCUGUGGGAAAUUUUGAGUUUCUUCCCAUCUCGCCUUGCCCUUAUUUUGUUUUAAACCCCAUCAUUGGUUCUUUCCCUUUCAUUGCUAUGUGGAUUGGCACUGCCUUUGUUCUUUUGUGUGUGUGUGUGUGUGUGUGUGUGUGUGUGUGUG